AUGAGAGCCGCCUUCGCUCGGCUGCACAGGGCUCGUAACAUUCGUGGGAACCCAGCCAUCGUGGAGCAGCCGGAGGUGCCGGUGCCAGUGCCGGCAGGGCCGAGAGACCAUCGGAGCUUCAUUUGGGUCUCCUCACGCGACGCGGAGAUCUACCCGCUGGUCUUCUGCGUCUCGGUUGGCUUCGUGAUCGGGACGUUCAGCCUCGUUCGCCACCUGAUGUUGAACCCCGACGUGAACCUGAGCCGCGACCGCCGCGAGACGCCCGCCUGGGAGCGCUACAAGCCUGAGGAAGGAUCAAAGUUCUCGCGCAACCGCCACCACUUUGCCAACCUCAAGCCGAACCCGGUCAACCAGUUUCCAGAGGCGAAAACGCUGCAGGAAGGGGCUGACGAGCCGUUCUCCGAGCACCUGUAA
Molecule: messenger RNA, 414 nt
Organism: Phytophthora sojae
Lineage: Eukaryota; Oomycota; Peronosporomycetes; Peronosporales; Peronosporaceae
Exons: 1
Coding region: 1-414 (137 amino acids)
Source: RefSeq, a predicted model, not a curated record